CGUGAUGUAACGCUGACGUGUACUUCGAGCAGGAAGUGUGAAUGUUGCGUCGUCGUUUAGUAAAGCUGAACAUAGUAAUUCGGCGUUAUUAAACAACCAUUUGUUGUUAUUUUUGUGGUCGGAAGGUUCUUAGAACAACGUGACGAUGGCAGGAGCGUCAAUGAUAGGUUCUAUGAUCCUUGCUCUGUUCUUGGCUGGUUAUUUGGGACAGCAGUACUUACCUCCACCCAAGCCCAGAGUGAUCGGCCUGGACCUGGGCACCACAUUUUGCUCCGUAGGCGUGUUCCACCCGGGCACCGGAGAGGUUGAGGUGAUAGCAGACGAGGAGGGCAGAAAGAGCAUCCCGAGCGCCGUCUCCUUCACCAACACAACGGUGCUGGCCGGGCACGACGCGGUGGACGUGGCCGACAUCAACCCCCGUAACACCAUCUACGACGCUAAACGGUUCAUCGGGAAAAUAUUUGAUCCGCGAUUGCUGGAACAGGAAAGCAGUCGCUACCCUUUCAAGGUGACCUCCAACAAUGGCAGUGCUGAGUUUGUGAUCACAACCAACGUCACAUUCACGGUGACUCCGGAGUUUAUCGGCUCUCGUCUGUUGCUGAAGAUGAGGAAGAUGGCUGAGCAGCGCCUGGGGAUGCUUGUCCACAACGCUGUCAUCUCUGUGCCUGCUGAGUUUGACGAAAGGCAGAGGGAGUACACCGUCAGAGCCGCCAACCUUGCUGGCUUGGCAAUCUUGCGUGUGAUCAAUGAGCCGACAGCGGCAGCUAUGGCGUAUGGCCUACACAAGGUUGAUGUCUUCAGCGUGCUGGUGGUUGACCUCGGUGGAGGAACCCUGGACGUUUCUCUGCUCAACAAACAGGGCGGCAUGUUCUUCACCAGAGCCAUGGCCGGAAACAACAAACUUGGCGGUCAAGACUUCAGCCAGCGGCUACUCCAGUACACCGCAGAGCGAGUUCGACAAGAGUUUGGCGUGGUACCCACACUGAAAGAGGACCUUCAUCGUCUCCGUCAGGCUGUGGAAGCAGCAAAACUCAACCUCACCCUCCACCCCAGCGCCACCAUCAGGGUGCCGCUGCACCUGCACACCCACGUUGACUCGUCCCCUGAGCCGGUGGUUUUUCAGGCUGUGCUCACGCGACAACUGUUCGAAGAGCUCAACGAGGACCUCUUUCAAAAGAUCCUGGCCCCCGUGGAGACCGUGCUCGCCGAGGGCCACCUGGACAAAGGCGAAGUGGACGAGAUCGUGCUAGUGGGCGGCUCCACCAGGAUUCCUCGGAUCCGAAGGCUCAUUUCCGAGUACUUUGGCAAGGACCCCAACACUUCAGUGGACCCUGAUCUGGCCGUGGUGACGGGCGUGGCGCUCCAGGCGGGCAUCAUGGGUGGGUCGUGGCCCUUACUAGUCAGCGCAAUCGAAAUCCCUAACAGACAUCUUCAUAAGACCAACUUCAACUAGUUUAACAUCCGGGACAAGCUAGAGACUGCCUGAAUGUACUGUGACUGAGCCUCUGAGAAUUAGUGCAUACAGACGCACAGCAUUGUCUAAGGUUGAAUUAAACCUUUAUUUAAACCAGUGUUCAAGUAAAAAAAUAUCUUCAAUUGCUUUCUACACAUAACUUGAAAAUGACAAAAAUGAAGUUAACGCACGUUAGUUCUCAGUGGCUCAGUUACACAUAAUGAAGCAGACUUUUAUUUGUUUGGUCAACAACCAGUCCAAGUGAUUCUUGGGGGAUGCAAAGGCCAAAUAGCACUUUGUUACGCUGGACCAAAGAGAAGAAUCUCAGGAAUUGGAAAGUCUUGGCUCAGGGGAACUGCAAUGUUGUAGGUUAACGGCCCGCUAGGGAUAUUGGGAACUACUUACUGUCACAUUAAUAUAAGUUUAAUUUAAUGGACAAAAAAAAAAAAAAAAACUACUGUAUGUGCUUUACUGUUUAAGUGAAAUGUGCCUGUGAUGAACACAACCAAAAUGUGUUACAGUGGACAGUAUUUUGCCAUGUUUCUAAUUAUUAGGUGGCAGCGGGUCUGCCUCGCAGUUCUGGUGAUUUAGAAGUUCAAAUCUUGGCUCUGGCCAUCCACUGUGGAGUUUGCAUGUUCUCCUUCCUCUUGUGGGUUUGCGUGAGGUAUUCAGGCUUCCUCCCACAUUCCAAAAACAUGCAUGUUACAUUCAUUGAAGACUAAAUUCCCCAUACUGUAGGUGUGAACAGCUGUCUAAGUUGCUUGUCACUUAAACAGAUACAACUAAGCAUAAGGGGGCAUACAUGUUUACUUUUUAUUCUCCUACCUAAUUGAAUAUUCUUUCCGGGGUACUGCUCGUAUCAAAUGUUCAAUAUUUUAUCAGAUGCUUUUGAUUAUUUUUCAUGAAUUAACCCUGUUCUAUAACCCCACGCCCCUCAAAUAUUAAACUUGUUGGUGAGCACUUAUACAGGUUGCCUGGAUGAAACAUUUCCAAUGUGUUUUGUUACUUAUAAGGACAUUACAGAUUCAAACCAUCUCAAAUGCCCUUUAAAAUAAUAAAAAUAAAGCCUCUGGGGCAUAGUGGUCACUACAGUGGGCAGCUACUGAGACGUACCAUUCUCUUUAAAGCAACACUUUGUAGCUUUUCAGUUUGGUCGAUUUUAGCGACGCCAGUAGACAAAAGCGGUAGUGUUUUUGCCUUAAGGGAGACUGUGUUUCCCAUGAGGAUGAGUGCACACCCGAACAGUGUUGUAAAAUCAUCAAUCAAAAAUCCAUCGCCCAACAUUUUAUGUUUCCAGUGGCUGCGUGAAGGACUAAUAAUAAUGUAAUGAAUCCAGUUGUGGCAAAACAAUAGCAUAUGACGGUUAGCAACCAUGUGGCCAAACCCCUCACCCCAACUUGUCAGCGCUGAUGAGUUCGCUAGCGAGUGAAAGCCAAGCCAAUGUUUUUUUCUGAAUGUCCUGAUAGCCUCUUUUUUUUUUUUUUUUUGCCUGGCACGGCAAGACUGUUCUUGUGUUUUUCAAACACUGAGAGAAUAGUCUGGGACCCAGCCCAUUAACGACCUCUCGAGCAAGUACAAAAUCAAUCGACAAAUCAGAUUCAUUUAUUUGCGUGACGUGUUCUUAACGAGCAACGUCACUGUUCCGCGUCGGAAGUCGUCUCCACAGCACAGAUGGCGAACAGGAGAGCUGAGAAUAUGUUCCAAUCCACGGUAAAAUCAGUUUUAAAUUACCAAAAACACAUCGACACAAGUCAUUGACAACAGUCUGUCUCGCGCUAGCCAUGUUGAAUAAACUCCGCUCUCAUAUGUUUACUUCCGCGCGCAAGUCCCUCGUCCCGCCCGUCGCUGAUUGGUCCACUCCGCUGUCUGUUUGCUGUGGCUUGCUCCACCCUGGAAAUUUUAUCCGCUUAAUGGUGGCCAGACUCAAUAGCUAGAACAGCGGUGAGUCUGGAGUACCAGGCUACUGCCCCCCCCCCCAUACUAAACAUUUUCUCUCUUGUUGCUCUGCCAUCUUUGCGGCAUUCGCGCAAAAGCGUUCACGACUUCAGGCUUUAUAAUGAAUGGUGAAAGGGGGAAGUGACGUAUACUGGAAAGCAGUCGCCCGUUUGUAGUCUUUUUUUGUGUGGCAGGAUUCCUGCCACCCUCGUCAAAGUUAAUUGGUGCCAGUGAAAACGAUACAGACCCCGUCAAGAUGUAAAAGAGGUGUCAUUCAACUAGUUGUCAGUCGACAUAUCACACAUGUAAAAAUAUUUUAUAAAGGUUGAAAAGUUACCUAGUGUUGCUUUCAUGCAUUUGUUUCCAUGGUUUAACUGCAUAGCAACCUCAAGAGUGUGCUCUGCUGCCAUACUCUUUUAAGAUCAAUUUAGUGGUUAGUUGAUGUAACUGCAAGCAAAUAUCCUCUGAAUCCAAGAUAGCCGACAACUUGCCACCCGUGUCGACUACGACUCGCAUAUCCUGUCAAUACGUCUAUGCCCAAAGAGCUACAGUAGUAAAAAAAAAAAAAAAAAAAAAAUGAUAUACAGUAACAUCUAGGGAAAGAUAAUAUCUGCUUGGGAUAUGAAAUAUUUCAGUAUAAUAUAUAGAAAUGUAUGAUUACCAUGUGUCCAAUGAUGUUGACAUCAUGCAUCCCCCAGUACUAGUCCUCAAAAAAUUAGCAUAUUGUGAUAAAAUUCAUUAUUUUCUGUAAUGUACUAAUAAAUAUUAGACUUUCAUAUAUUUUAGAUUCAUUACACACAACUCAAGUAGUUCAAGCCUUUGGGUGUUUUAAUAUUGAUGACUUUGGCAAAAAAGUCCAGAAAAAACAAAAAUCCCUAUCUCGAAAAAUUAGCAUAUUUCAUCCGACCAAUACAAAAAAAGUGUUUUUUAAUACAAAAAAAAAAAAAGUCAACCUUCAAUUAAUUAUAUCAGCUAUGCACUCAAUACUUGGUCGGGAAUCCUUUUGCAGAAAUGACUGCUUCAAUGCGGCGUGGCAUGGAGGCAAUUAGCCUGUGGCACUGCUGAGGUGUUAUUGAGGCCCAGGGUGCUUCGAUAGCGGCCUUAAGCUCAUCCACAGUGUUGGGUCUGGUGUCUCUCAACUUCCUCUUCACAAUAUCCCACUGAUUCGCUAUGGGGUUCAGGGCAGGAGAGUUUGCAGGCCAAUUGAGCACAGUAAUGCCAUGGUCAGUAAGGCAGGGCAAGGCAAAUUUAUUUAUAUAGCACAAUUCAACACAAGGCAAUUCAAAGUGCUUUACAUCACAUGAAGAUCAUAAAAAUCACAUUUAAAUCAAUACAACGUAAAAACCAAGACAAAAGAUCGCAUUUAAUCACAAAUAGAAUAAAAACAAAUAAAUAAAAAUAAAACAAAAAUAUAACAAAAACUACUACUAAUAAUAAUGAUUGAAAUCAGCAAUGGAGAUAAGCACAAGAGGAAUAGAAAGCAGGUAGAUUGAAAUAUAUAGCCAGUUAUGGAUAUGCAGUGCUAAACAAAAGCGUUUUUAGCCCUGAUUUAAAAGAGCUAACAGUUUGAGCAUACUUCAGACGUUCGGGUAACUUGUUCCAGAGGUGAGGAGCAUAAUAACAAAAUGCUGCCUCACCCUGCUUGGUUCUUGGAAUAUGCAGAAGACCCGUUCCAGACGACCUUAGGGGUCUAGAUGUCUCAUAGGAAUCUAACAAGUCAAGCAUGUAUUUUGGUCCGAGGCCAUUAAGUGUUUUGUAGACGAGCAGUAGUAUUUUAUAGUCUAUCCUUUGACUCACUGGAAGCCAGUGUAGCGAUUUGAAAACCGGUGUGAUGUGGUCCAGCUUCCUUGUAUUUGUGAGGACUCUGGCUGCAGCAUUCUGUACUAGCUGCAGCUUCCUGACUGAUUUUUUAUCAAGACCCGUAAAUAUACCAUUUCAAUAGUCCAAUCUGCUGAAAAUGAAUGCAUGCAUAAGUUUUUCCAUGUCUUGUUGAGUCAGAAGCCCCUUAAUUCUGGUUAUAUUUUUUAGGUGGUAAUAAGCGGAUUUAGUGACAGACUUUAGAUGGCUAUCAAAUUUUAAGUCUGAGUCAAUAAUUACGCCAAGGUUUCUGACUUGAUUUGUAGCUGUAAGUGACAUUGUGCUAAGUUGGCUGCUUAUCUUUGACCUUUCCUUUUUUGGCCCAAAAAUGAUCACCUCUGUCUUCUCCACAUUUAACUGGAGAAAAUUCUGGCACAUCCAUUCAAUGAUUUGAUGAAUGCAUUUACUCAGGGAGACUAAGUGUAUGGGGAAAAACCCCUGUGACCUUUUUGUGACCCGCACUGGUUCCACCAUUAUUCAAUGCACGUAUAUAUAACGAAGUAUAUAUAUAACAAAGUACGACUGUGUACUAAAGCACCAUGGGUUCCUUCCUUAUUCCAUCAUUGUUAAAGCGCCUAACCAUGAUUGGACACGACAAUAAAGAGCCUAACUAUGAUUGGACAGGCAGUGUGUCGCCUGAGAUCAGGGGUUGGCCCCCUGUUCCCACGUGACCUAUGCAUAUAAAAAGCCUGAUCCCGGACCACACUUUAGGGUCGGUUGUAGGACUUCACGCGUAGUCGCUCGCCCGGAGUUUCCUUUGCUCAAACCAGGAACGUUGUGUGGCCCUCCGUUCAUUGUCGACACGGUAAGAGCUUGAUUUCAAUAUCAUAAAGGAACUCAUUGCGCUUUGGUGUUAAGAUAUCUGUGUUAGCUUCGACAACUAAUCCAUAUCUAGCGCCAUGGUAAUGUGUAACUGAUAUGCUGAACCGUUAACUGCUUUGUGUAGCUGACUGAACUGAUAACUGAUAUGUUGAACCGUUAACUGCUUUGUGUAGCUGACUGAACUGAUAACUGAUAUGCUGAACCGUUAACUGCUUUGUGUAGUUGCCUGAACUGAUAUGUGUAACCGUUAACUGUCGAGUUUUGUCUUUGCUUGCUUUUGUGGGACUGUAAUCGAUUAAGCUUUAAUUUCUCCUGUUAUCCUAAUCGUAAUCUAUUCUUCCUACUUCGCAAGAGUUACAAUUCAGACCUAGCGGUGUUGUAAUUCUUGAUUUCGUUUCUGCUUGCUUUUGUGGGAUUGUAAUCAAUUAAGCCUCAUUUAUUCAUUUCAUUUACAAUUUCUAUUCAAUAAACAUUGCUAAUAAGCAAAAGUGUGCCUGUUAUUCUACUCACUGCGAACCUGUUACGAAGUUUCUUUCAUCUUCCAUGAAAGUGUGAUCUCGAUCACUUCGUAUAAAAAACUGAUUAUACGAAAUUUGCUUGUUUGACGCUGCAAUUGAUUAUGAGCAGUGUCAGGGUUAUUUUCGACAUUUUAGCUAUCUCGAAAUUGUUGCUGAUAAUUUCGUAAAACAUUUUGGCGUUGUCGGCAGGAUCAAAGUAUUUUGAUUUGAUAAAUACUGAGUGAGACGUAACAGAAUAGCGAUGUUUAAGAAAUUGUGGAAGUGUGAUGUGAAAGAAGCUGAGGAGUCGAUCGAUAGGGUGGUCGUAGCUCCUGCUUGGGAAAAAGAACCUUGGAAUGGAAUUGCGUCGUGUUUGCGCGGAUGCGGUGAUCGUCCCGAUACGUGGAUUCGUUAGGGGAUUGUACUACACACGAUGUCAGAUAUCUGUGGAUUUGUGUUGACCGUUAGUUUGUCAUUGAGCUCAAAUUGUAUGUUUUUAUGUUUGGUCUGGUGUGAGCCACUGGUACAAUGUAUGAUGACUUUGAUUUGUACUGGUAGAAUAUAUGACGACUUUGACUUGUAUGACUUAUUUGUACGUCUUUGAUUUGUAGGACUUUGAUUUGUACUGGUAGAAUGUAUGACGACUUUGAUUUGUAAAACAUUGAUUUGUACUGGUAGAAUAUAUGAUGACUUUGUAUUUGAAACUGUGCUGUCUUGUAUGAUAAGUCAUUGGAGAUGGUUGUUGUUGUGAGACUGAAUGUGAGGCUGCGUUGCGUCAUGAUUUUUUUUUGAGAGGCUCAGGCGUAAAUAGCUGACCUGUUUAUUCCGUGUGGAUAAUUGUAGUUAUUGUCGCGUAACUGAUUAUGACUUGUUGUGUGGGAUCGUGUGUGAAUAGCUGACCGUUUAUUGUGUGACCAUUUAUUGCGUAUAUGGCUGAUCGUUUAUUGCGCAAUAUCGGGAAAAACGUAGAUGUUUUUCAACAUGAGUAGUGCAGCCCUUCGGUGGCCCCUAUUUGCAACAUGGGGUCCUCGACGGCAUCUGCUGGGUUUUUGCCCAAAUUGAUUAUAAGGGGAGGUUGUGAUUGCAGCUGUGAAUAUUCCAGCCUUUCCCUUAUACAAAUGCCUGAGGUGAGGAGUGUGCAUGCCAGCAUCUGCCUGAUCAACAGAUGAUGGUAUUCCAGUUCCCGCCCAGAAGCUCAAACAACCAGGAUUAUUGAUAGUGUUGACAAAUUAUGUUAAUGGGAACAGUGAUAAAGUGAUUAUUCUGUAACAGUUGAGGUGUGGUAUUGGCAACUUAAGGGUUAAUCACUGUCAUGAAUUGCUUUAUCGAUAACUUGAAUUUGACAUGAGUUACCUUAUUGGUAAUUUGAAUUUAAUUGAAGCUGUAACAAUUGAAGUGUGGUAUUGGCAACUUAAGGGUUAAUAAUGUACGCUCACUGUCAUGAAUUGAACUUGAAUUUGACAUGAGUUGAUUUAUUGGUAAUUUGAAUCCAAAAUUUGUUCUUAAGGAAUUGAGGAUGCUAAAUAUUGUUUAGGCUUAUGGCUUUUGGAUCACAUGCUGAUGGAAUUUGGCUGUCUUUGUUCGGCUGUGACCUCAGUGGCUAAUAGACAUUUCUAGAUUUCGUCCUCACGCGAAUUGAUUGCUAUAACGAGUUUGACUACGAUUUUGACUUUUCGAUGUUAGCCAUUGAAACGAGCACUUUAAUUCCCGCGAUACCUAAAGUAGUUUCAACUGGACUAGGACUUAGACGUCCCAAGGGACACUACGGGCACACUUUACCUAGGUCUGGAUUGUCACUUAAAGGGGUAACUAUACGUGCGGGGGUGAUAGAUGCAGAUUAUCAAGGCGAAUUGGGAGUUGUAAUGUACAAUUUGACUUCCGACAUUCAUUGCAAAAUCGGGCGAUAAGAUCACUCAAUUAGUGGUAAAACCAUGCCUUUUUGACACGACAAUUGAGAUUGAACCGCCCACUGUAGUUAUCACUAGAGGGCGAGAUGGUUUUGGUUCCACUGACCAACCAAGAGCCAAAAUAUGGGUGAGACAAGAAAAUGGGCCUACGCGGCCUGCUGAUAGCACAAGGGAACGAUCAGGUGGUUACUGUGCUAUAUUCUGGGGAAACUGAAUGGGCGAAUGUUCCCAUAAAAAAAUGUUACCUGGGGGAAAAUUGACAACAUUUAGCAAGAGAAUGUGAAUGGGGUGUAGGUUCAACUCCCCCUUGCAAUUGGACGACUGCCAAAAGAUAUCUAUUCAGGGGAAUAGAUCAUCGAAAUGGACAAACUUCGGAGCGCCCAAUCUUUGUCCAGUCCGAAGCGUUUUCUUUUUCAGCUUGGUGACUGAUGUGGAGACGGUGGAUUGGAACACCUGCGGGAAGAUCGCAGCGGUGCUGCGUUCCUCCGCAUCGAAGGUGGUGUCGGAUCCUGGGCCACCAUCCUCUGUGCUAUGGUGGAGGAAGAACGUCGACUCUCUGGGGAGUCCAUUGCGGUUUCUGGCGAUGGGGACGUGUCCUGCCAGAGGGAGGCUGCAGGAUACUUAACAUGAAAUGACGGAAAGAAAGGUUCCUAACGUCGACUUUCUGGGGAGUCCAUUGCGGUUUCUGGCGAUACCGACUCUCUGGAGAGCUCAUUGCGGUUUCUGGCGAUGGAGACGUUCCUGCCAGAGGGAGGCUGCAAGGUAGACAUCACAUCUCCCUGCUCCUUAUAUAGAAGAGCCGAUCCAAUCGGAAAUGCUGUUUUAAUGCAUUGAAUAUGACUGUGUGUAAUUUACAGAUACUUAACAUGAAAUUACAGAAAGAAAGGUUCCUAAGGGUGGUCAACUGUAACUGAACCCUUAUUAGUUUGCAGAUAUCAUGUUUUGCCUGUAAUUACGAUUAAUGCUUAUUAUUUUGUGAGACCUCAAGGGGAAUGGUUUAGCCCACAAACCAAUCCUACUUAUGACCUAAGCGGAUGCGACACAUCGGAUAAAGGUAUGACAUGUAUGAAACUAGUCAUGUAUCCAGAAGCAUGUUUUAACGCGACACAGGAUUGGUACUAUGAAACCAUUUUCGGAUUGUCUUGACAAUGUGGAGUUUUUCAUUUGGAAUAACCAGACCUAUAAAUUGCACUAAGGUUCUAGGUGGUACUGCCCCCAGCAUUCCCACUGCAAAAAUCUCUUGCAACACCCCAAUAUUCUUGAUUAUGCAGAGGGUCAUAUAGAAAAAAAAAGAGACGCUCGAGACUCCCCAGCGGCCGAAGGGCCGUCUGGGAAGUAUGUGACAUAGGAAAUGCUCGAGACUCCCCAGCGGCCGACGGGGCGUCUAGGAGGUACUUGUGACACGCUUCCCACGUAGGUAUGGAAGGCUGGAGAGUCAAGGACGGGUAAGAUCCCUCUAAAACCUGGGACAACCUGGAGGCCCAGUCACGAUUACCUGGCACACCUCCUGACUAUAACAGGCGGGUAUGGAAGGCUGGAUAGCCCAGGACGGGUAAGAUCCCUCCUCCUAACCCAGGGACAACCUAAGGCAGGCACAGUCACGAUUACCCGACCUCAGUCCCCUGCUGCGUGUGCGGCCUGGUACCGCCAGUGCAGAUGGAGGAACAGGGACUGGACAGGAGAAUUACAUUGACCCGCUGGUACGUCAUCGAAACAGAUGAGUUUGAUUACCGAUGAGGCAUUAACAACUGCUCACCGGAAAUUGGCUGCGCAGUGGGGGAGCUGGGCCCAGUUCGUUUUGAAACCAUUGUAUUUUAGCGAUUGAGGAACACAGGUCUAAUGUUUCCAAGCUUAAAGUGUCCACAUUGAUAGCCAAAAACGAAGUGGUACAUGCAGCCAAGGAAAUUGAGCAGGAGUCUGCUCAUCAUUGGUGGGAUAUAUUUACCGGGAUGUCUAUGACAGCAAGACAACAUUUCAUACCUCCGAUGUUUAUAUGUAAUCAUUGUAUAGACUAUACUCUCUGUUUUGAAUGUAUGUGUUUUUUGUUAUGUCCGAAAGGUAAAGCGGUCGUUAACUAAGAAGAUGCAUAAUUUAGAGAAUGAUAAUUGGGAACAAUAUAUUGAGGGAUUGAUUAAUUAGGAAGUUAAUGAUGGACCCAAUCCGGGUCAAAGGGUGGAAUGUAUGGGGAAAAACCCCUGUGACCUUUUUGUGACCCGCACUGGUUCCACCAUUAUUCAAUGCACGUAUAUAUAACGAAGUAUAUAUAUAACAAAGUACGACUGUGUACUAAAGCACCAUGGGUUCCUUCCUUAUUCCAUCAUUGUUAAAGCGCCUAACCAUGAUUGGACAGGCAGUGUGUCGCCUGAGAUCAGGGGUUGGCCCCCUGUUCCCACGUGACCUAUGCAUAUAAAAAGCCUGAUCCCGGACCACACUUUAGGGUCGGUUGUAGGACUUCACGCGUAGUCGCUCGCCCGGAGUUUCCUUUGCUCAAACCAGGAACGUUGUGUGGCCCUCCGUUCAUUGUCGACACGGUAAGAGCUUGAUUUCAAUAUCAUAAAGGAACUCAUUGCGCUUUGGUGUUAAGAUAUCUGUGUUAGCUUCGACAACUAAUCCAUAUCUAGCGCCAUGGUAAUGUGUAACUGAUAUGCUGAACCGUUAACUGCUUUGUGUAGCUGACUGAACUGAUAACUGAUAUGCUGAACCGUUAACUGCUUUGUGUAACCGUUAACUGUCGAGUUUUGUCUUUGCUUGCUUUUGUGGGACUGUAAUCGAUUAAGCUUUAAUUUCUCCUGUUAUCCUAAUCGUAAUCUAUUCUUCCUACUUCGCAAGAGUUACAAUUCAGACCUAGCGGUGUUGUAAUUCUUGAUUUCGUUUCUGCUUGCUUUUGUGGGAUUGUAAUCAAUUAAGCUUCAUUUAUUCAUUUCAUUUACAAUUUCUAUUCAAUAAACAUUGCUAAUAAGCAAAA
Molecule: messenger RNA, 11436 nt
Organism: Corythoichthys intestinalis (scribbled pipefish)
Lineage: Eukaryota; Metazoa; Chordata; Actinopteri; Syngnathiformes; Syngnathidae
Gene: hspa13
Product: heat shock protein 70 family, member 13
Exons: 5
Coding region: 146-1453 (435 amino acids)
Cellular component (GO): cytoplasm; nucleus; plasma membrane
Molecular function (GO): ATP-dependent protein folding chaperone; ATP binding
Source: RefSeq, a predicted model, not a curated record